AUGACCGAAACCCUAGAUACCGACCCCCCCAAAACCAAACAGAAUAUCAAGUACCCCCACCCCCUCGACACUUGCCCUAGGCCUUCCACCAUCCCACCCCUCUCGUUUCAUGACUACAUCCUCCGUAAAUUCUCCUGCUCCAUACGUAACCAACCAAACUGGACAACUCUCGUCACAAACCGGAAGUUAAUGUCACAAUGGAUCCAAAGAUCCGCCUAUCAAGAUGGUUAUAAAUAUAGUGAAAAAACCGACGGUUUCUGUCUUGUCUGGGACUCUGAAGAUAUCAAAUUUGCUCAUGAGGAACUGGUGGAGAGGUAUAAACCGUAUGUUGAGGAGUUAAGGGAGAAAGGGUGUUUUAUUGAACCAGAUGUUGAUUGUGUCUGGAGAGCUGAUGGAGUGAUUUUGGAGGAGUUGAGAGAGAAGUUAAUUAACGCUGCCUCCACACUGGAAAAGCUCCCAGAAGACAAAAAGACCUGGGCACCAGACCGUGAAGGUAUAGUCCAGGAUCUCAUCCAUCCAUCCUGGUGGCCCAUAGUCUACGGCAGAACCCUUUUGCCAAACGGAGAGACCAUCACCCGCCCCUUCGAAUCCGAAUCCGAAUCCAAAUCCAAAUAUUCAAAAGGGUGGUCUACCGGAUUCUGCUGGCUACCCUCUGAAUUCAAGAUCUCACCUGACGGAAAAUCCACCUCAAUUGAAUCAUACAUAAAUAAUCUAACCGACCCAGAACAACAGAAACUAUUCCACCCAAUUCUAGAAGAAGUAUUCACACAGUUCAUCCCACUAUUCAACCACGUUCUCGCAGACUUAAACGAAAAAAGGGAUUUGUCUCAUAGAACCACCGGCGGGAUACCAGGACCUAAUUCUUUUGGUGGAUCUGAAUACGCCUCUGACCUUUCGGUCGAAGAGUUCAAGGGGUUUUGGGAGAGGAUUAUUAAGGAAUAUGAAAACGGGGAGGAGUUAUCUCUGGGAUUUAGGAAUGAUAACAAAAGUAGGAGGGAAGAUUUUGAUUAUUAUGACAGCGGUACUGAUGGUGGAUUUGGAAGUAUUCAUGAUGACGAUGAGUACGAGUACGGCGAGGGUGACGCUGUGGAAGACGAUGCAUCUGACUAUAAUGAAAACGAAAUAUUGAACCCAGAAAGUGAAUAUCAUACGUGGGUCCCACCCACUAGCCUAACUAAGCUCGAACCAGACGACGAAGAAAUACAGGGAAGUGAAAAUGAGAAUGGCGAAGAAGGGGAGGAAGGAGCAGAAGAGGAAGCAAAAGUGGAGAAAUUGGAAGAAAAGGAAGUGGAAAGAGAGGAAGUGAAAAGAGGGGAAGUGAAAGAAGAAGAAGAGGAGGAAGAAAACGACUUCGAUUCAAUCUUCGCCUGGAAGCCAACCGAUAUCUUCGACUGCAGAUUCUACGAAAUCUGGGAUAUUGGAUCCACACGACCCGAUAAGAUGUGGUACCCACCGAAAAUCACCGAUGAAAUCAAUCUGAAAGGGAAAACCGUCAAAAUAGUCGUCCAAAUGACGAAUAUAAUGAUCACACCCGAAAAUCCAGUUCAGCAUGUAGGUCCUCGAAACAUUGCCGACUAUUGGGCUUAUCACGGAUUGAGGAAUGAAAGAAUAAUAGCAACUGGGAUAUACUAUUACGCCCAAGAGAACAUUGCAGAAACAACAUUAGCCUUCGCUCGUAAAACUAACGAAAAGGACCCUCUACACCCUUGCAACUAUCACUACUGUAGCUACGGAUUCCGGGACAGACCCUUCCAAAAAGUCGGCAAGACUUCAAUUAAGCAAAACCGCCUAAUAGUCUUUCCGAACAUCUACGCUCACGCCACAACUCUCCGUCUAGAAGACAUCAAAAAGCCAGGAUACCAAAAGACCCUAACAUUCUUCCUCUGCGAUCCAAAUUACAACGAACUUCUCACUACAAAGACAGUAGCACCCCAGCAACCCCAGCAUCGUGUCGAAGUUGAAGAGGCCAUCCGCGAAGGAGUUUGGGGUAAUCUUCCUAGUGAAUUGUUUGAGUUCGUUCUAGACAGUUUACCUCCGCCGAUUAGCGUAGAAGAGGCGUACCGUUAUAGAGAGGCGAUGAUUAUGACACCAUAUUAG
Molecule: messenger RNA, 2097 nt
Organism: Orbilia oligospora ATCC 24927
Lineage: Eukaryota; Fungi; Ascomycota; Orbiliomycetes; Orbiliales; Orbiliaceae
Exons: 4
Coding region: 1-2097 (698 amino acids)
Source: RefSeq, a predicted model, not a curated record